AAAAAAGUUAUAAGGAUCUAGAAGAUGAAGAUCAUCACCACCGCUCAAGGACACCGAAACGCGCUCUCCUGACGCCGAUCUAUCAAAUAACUAAAGCGCUGCUGACUCCACCCACUCCGUCGAGACUCAUUGAUUAUUCAUGGCUUUGGACGAGCUUCGGUUUUUCUUCUUUUUAGGCAAACGGGUUCGACGCUUGAUCAUUUUUGUUUCUUCCAGCAAGCUGUAAUCUUCCCGAGAACUACCCAAGACCUGUGACCUGAAAAAUCUUGCGCUAUUUUUACAACACGUUCUGAAAAUCGGGAAAGAUGUCCGUGAAGAUUCUUGCCCCGCCCACAGCACCUCUAGCGGAAGAGGACGCGGGCGUCGACCACGAGCGAGCAAGCGUUUCCUCUUCUUCGGUUGAUGAAGGCCUUGUUCUGACGGACGAUAAGGAGCUACAACAACUUGAGCACCUCCCUCCACGUCAAUCUGCGCUAGCAGAGCAGACGCACUCAGGUCGGGCACCAUCAGCCUCUACUACUUCUGCCGGUGCAGCCGUUAUUUUCUCCCCCGAGGACCGCCGCCACGGAGUUGCAACGAGAGGAGCUUCCUUCGACCAGAUACAACUGCAUCAACACGAGGUGAAUUCCUGCAGAUGCUGCCUCUGCGGCGUUUCUCUGACCGACGAGAACAAACCGGGCGAGAACAACAGUUCCACGGUUUGCCUCAACUGCCUGAAGCAAGAAGCUUUAUCCGCGCUCAACGCCGACGGGAAAAGCAGCGGCUUCCCGACUCUCUGUCAAGUGAAGAUGUGCAAGGGUUGCCACCGGUACGCAGCUAUGCAAUGCAAAAGUAUCGUAUUCGUAACUAGUAUAAAUUGCAUUACAAAUUAGCCCAGCAUUACAAAUUGCAUUGCAUUUGUAAUGCUGAUUUACCUCGAGGGAGAGAUUUGAAAUGCGUGAUCGCAAUUACUACGAGUACGAUACUUUUGCAAUGCAUAGCCGCCCCGUCUGGCGGCACAGCGAACAGCUCCGGGUCGCAGACAAAGCACUGGCUGAAAUGCGACUGGGAAUCUCGGGAACUGCUCGGCUUGUGCUUGAAAUCCCUCUGCCACAGCUGCAACCACUUGUCUACUUCUUCUAGAGAAUCUCUUGCGGGCGGCGGCAGUGUUGCUGGGUCGACGUGUUCAGGCUCCGCGAAGAGCAGUGGCACAAGCUCUGGAGCUGCAUCUGUAGCGUUGUUAUACCAAGGUUUAUCCCCAAACGACAUUACCGACGCUAUGUUUCUCUACACGGAGCCGCAUUCGAGACGGAUCAAAGUCCGGGUGACUAUCCCGACGAAGACGGCAGUUGGAGGAGCAUCAAGUGCUACAAGCAGCUUCCAGAAUCUCCUCGAGACGCAACGGGAAGUUGAGUACGUCGUGAAAACGGAGCAGUGUCCGGACUGUGCAAGGGAGUAUACACCGCACACGUGGACGUUCCUGAUCCAGGUGCGGUUAAAAAAGUCGAAGUAUACGACGAGUAGUGCUUACACGCGCCGGGUUUUUUCGAAGCUAGAGCAGAUCAUUCUGGAGAAACAGAACAACGAGAUUGUCCAGCACUUGGUGAAAACGGACCUGCAGGACAGUUCCGCGGACUUUUAUUUCCGGAACAAAAUCCACGCCAACAGCUUCUGCGAACUUGUGUCGAAAAACUUUUUGUUGGACGAGAAGAAGGAAUCGAAGACGUUGAUCAAGUACGACGAGCAGAACGCGUUUUCCAGAUACAAGUUCACGACGCUGCUCUCGCUCACCCCGAUUCUGAAGUGGGACCUGGUGUGCGUCACGCAGCCGAAGUUGUUGUCCAAACACCGGAUCAAGAUCAAAAACGUCGCAGAUUUGCAAAAGCAGAGCUCCUAUGGAUUGCAAAAGUGUCUGGGUCUGGAAACUUGUGAUGCUGGGCGGCGUAUCAUGAGGAGGCAACAAGUGCUGGCUCAGCAUGACAAGUUUCUGAGCUUCUAGGUAUUGCCUCUUGUGCAUGACAAACUGCGUUUCUGCAUGACAGCAAAGUGCAAGUGGGUCUCUUGGGUAAUGUGCAUGACAGAUUUACGAGCCAUGUGAAACAAGCAUGACAAACUUGCGUUCCUCCAGACCCAGACAUUUUUGCAUUUGAUAGCUCCAGUCGGGUGCUGCUGUGCGUGAACAGCCGGAAUGCGAAGUUGGAGCUGUAUGGAAGCGUCAGGUUUGAAAUCGUCAAAGUUGAAAUAAUUUCUCAUGCAUAAAUUGCAAGACAUGAAGCGCCUCUCUUGCAGGGAUGGCAGGCGAGGCCGACUGUCAGCCUGUUUGGCGUUUACGAUAGAGCUGCUAAAGUAGCAUGACAAAAGACGCCUUCUGUCCCUAAACAGCAUGACAAACUGGAUUUAGGCUCUACCCAAAUUUGUCACGCGCCACUUGAAAACUGGGCUUCAAUUGGCAUCCAUUUUAUGCAUCACAAACUAUUUCAUUUCAACUUUGACGAUUUCAAUCCUGACGCUUCCAUAAGCUGCUCGACUCGAAUAGCGGCAAGCUGUACGUUUGUCACGACUCGAAAGGGCUGCUCACGAUUGCCGACAAGUCCGCGGUUAAGGAGUUCACCAUCAUGGACAUCGAGCAUAAUUUUUAUACCGGCAAUAGGAAUAGAAGUAGCUCCUGUACAUCUACCGGAGCUGUAGCAGCAGGUAGCGAAUUCUGCAUGACAAGUAUGGCGUCAGUGUCCCGGACGUCGGACUUGGGAACGACAGAAGAUGGGAAUCAGGUGCAUGGGGUGCACCUCAUCUCGAAGUUCGGAACAAGAACUACGUCAGCAGGAGGAGGAGGUGCUGCGGCUGCUGGUGCGGGUUUAACUACUUCAAGAGCGGGGGCUACUUCUGUUUCAUCAUCUGACAACAAUGCGACGACGAGGAGGACUUCAAUAGUACCAUUACCAGCUGCACAAGAAGAACAUCUUCAAAAUAACCCGACUGCAGGAGAUGUUGCCAUGCGCCAGAAACGACCCGACCACAACCAGCACGGGCAGGGCUUUGCGCAGCUCGACGUGAUAUGGAAGCGUCAGGUUUGAAAUCGUCAAAAUUGAAACGAUUUGCCAUGCAUAAAAUGGCUACCAGUUGGAAGCCCAACUUCCAGGCGGCGCAUGACAAAUUUUCGGAGCACCGGAAUCCAAUUCGUCAUGCUGUUUGGGCGCAGAAGACUGCUUUUGUCAUGCUCCUCUAGCAGCUCUAUCCCAAAUAACCCUAAAUAGGCUCGCAAUAUACCUCACUUGCCAUCCCGGCGAGACAGGCGCUUCAUGCCUUGCAUUUAAUGCAUGACAAACUAUUUCAGUUUUCGUUUUGACGAUUUCAAACCUGACGCCUCCAUACGUGAGUGACGAGGUGUAUGGGUAUGAUUUGCGGUGUUUGGUCCGUUCCGAACUGGAAGAGAUUGCGCAGGAGGGGAACAAAAACGGGGACGAGUUGAACGUGGCCUGGAACAUCCCGCCGGUGGUGCUGUGCUACAAGGUUUAGAGCAAGUAGGCGAAAAGUUGGUUCUUCUUCGUGUUCGUGCUAGACACGCGGAAGAUCAUGUGAAGACGACCUGGUCGUCCACCACCACCUCGUGGCAGGAGCUAUUGCGGAGCUGCAUCGCGCCCCUUUCAGCCUUGUUUCAUUCCUCGAUAGAAGUCCACUUCUUGUUCUCAGAACAAUCACGAAAGUGAAGUACAAAAAUAAGUAAGGACAACUCCACCUGACUCGUGCCAUUUUUGCUUUUGGCAAUGCAGGCUUUAUUUCUUUGUCUAAUCGCG
Messenger RNA from Amoebophrya sp. A120, 3773 nucleotides. NCBI's taxonomy places the organism in Eukaryota, Dinophyceae, Syndiniales, Amoebophryaceae. The record is from the annotation of a GenBank genome assembly.